AUGACCACAAUAUUUCAAGACAACGAUACUUUAGGGCAAAAAGUGAUUUUGCGAUCAGUUAAAAAAUUCAUGACUAUUAACUCUAUUAUAACAGCGACGUUCGUUUAUGUGAGUGUGAACGGCGCCACAGCUCCAGUGGUUAUUCCAGAGUUACUGACAUGGUUAUUGCCAGGAAAUAAAACAUUUAAAAAGUCAUUGCCUAUUUAUUGGGAUUUUUUCAUGGACCAACAUGAGUAUUUCUAUCAAAUUUUUGUAAUGCAACAGAUCCUUCUUAUUCUCUUCAGUUUUACAGUUACGUCAUUGAUCCAGUACGAAUACUUAUGUACAGGAUUUAUCAUUGGCGAAUUCCAUCAAUUGCAGGUUUUUGAACAACUAUAUAAAUUGAACAGUCCAGUGAUGUUUGUUGUUAUUGUAGGUGCAUCUUGUUGCAUAAUUUUAAGUGGUACCACAAUGGUAGUUUUAAUGAAUUCGAGCUCAGCAAUAGCUAUUAAAAUGUUGAUAGUAUAUUGUACUGCUUUGAUUACCGUUCCAAUUGCUUGUAUUCCUAGUCAAUUGUUAAGUAAUGCUUGCCUUGAUAUGUUCAACAAAACUUAUUGCAUUAAUUGGUACGAAUACCCACCAACAGCUAGGCGCAUUUUAGUAUUAUUUUUGUUAAGAUCAAUGAAAACUAUGGUAUUUGAGGCUGGGAAAAUUAUUGAGUUAAAUUUUGAAACGUGUAGCAAUGUUCUUAGUUAUUUCAUCAAUUGGUACAAAUAUCCACCAAAAGCUAGGCUCAUCGUAGUAUUACUUUUAUUAAGAUCAAUGAAAACUUUGGUAGUGGAGGCUGGGUCGAUCAUUCAAUUAAAUUUUGAAACAUGUAGCAAUAUAAGUCUCUUAAUUUAA
This is a messenger RNA of Trichogramma pretiosum, 882 nucleotides long. RefSeq lists its product as uncharacterized. The record is from RefSeq and is a predicted model, not a curated record. Gene Ontology annotation, biological process: detection of chemical stimulus involved in sensory perception of smell; sensory perception of smell. NCBI's taxonomy places the organism in Eukaryota, Metazoa, Arthropoda, Insecta, Hymenoptera, Trichogrammatidae. Gene Ontology annotation, molecular function: odorant binding; olfactory receptor activity. Gene Ontology annotation, cellular component: plasma membrane. The transcript has 6 exons. Bases 1 to 882 code for a protein of 293 amino acids.